Auxenochlorella protothecoides is the source of this 1839-nucleotide messenger RNA. RefSeq names its product SCY1-like protein 2. Bases 1 to 1839 code for a protein of 612 amino acids. Gene Ontology annotation, biological process: protein phosphorylation. NCBI's taxonomy places the organism in Eukaryota, Viridiplantae, Chlorophyta, Trebouxiophyceae, Chlorellales, Chlorellaceae. The record is from RefSeq and is a predicted model, not a curated record. The transcript is spliced from 9 exons. Gene Ontology annotation, molecular function: protein kinase activity; ATP binding.
AUGCAGGACAGCCUGCGCUCGCACCUGCGCUCUCUGGGCACGGUGCUGGGCCAGGCCACCAAGACCGCGACCAAUGCGGCAAUGGAGGUGUCUCGAGCCGUCGCGACGGAGGUUGGGGGGGCACGGUGCCUGCAGGACUAUGCCCUCCAAGCCCAGGUCGCCACUGGUGGACCCCAGGGCCUGUGGAGGAUCUACUCCGCCCAGGCCAAGAAAUCAGAUGCCCCGUUUCAGCACCUGGCUAGACUGAAGCACCCACUGGUGCUGCGGCUCUUGUCGCCCCUGGAGGAAACGCGCACCCAGAUGGUGUUUGUGACGGAGGCUGUGGUUACGUCGCUGGCAGACUAUCUGGCUGCCUGCGAGGGUCCCCCACCGCCCCUGUCAGUGAGCCACCCAGGCAAUCAGUCCAGCCCGUCCGCCGUGCGCAUGAGUGAGCUGGAGCUGAAGCAUGGCGUGCUGCAGAUGGCUGACGCCAUCCACUUCCUCCACUCUGGCGCCAGCAUGGCACAUCGCGGCAUCUGCCCGCACGCCGUCUUCAUUGCCCGAGCGGGCGGCUGGAAGCUGGCAUGUUUCGCCUUUGCCACGCCCUUGGACUUUCGAGACGGCGAGGCAUCUGGUGGAUUCGACUUCUCGGACCGUCACCCCUCAAUGCUGGCCGCAGCCCUCAAGCCAUCGUUGGCAUACUGCGCUCCGGAGUUGGUGGCGAGUGGCGCGGCCUCUGCGGGGGGCAUGCUGUCGGCCUGCGACGCCUUCUCCAUGGCUGCGCUCACCUACGAGCUCUUUGCACACAGACAGCUGCUCCCAGUAGGCUCGGACCUCAUCACCUAUGAGUCCUACAUCCGAUCGCUGACUCAGCGUGAUCUCGACGGCGUGCCCAUGGAGUUGUGGGGCCCGCUGCGAGGCAUGCUGGCUCCCAUCCCAUCCGCUAGAACUCCUGUGGAAGCCUUCACCGCCAGCGCAUACUUCCAGGGCGACACUCGGCUGCGUGCCCUGAGGUUCCUGGGCACCCUGAUGCAGCGGGAACCUGCGCAGAAGGCGGCCUUCUUCAAGGAUCUGGAGACCAUGCUGGGCAGCCUGGACGGCCGGGUGCUGCGGACCCUGGUCCUCCCUCCAGUGCUUGGGGAGCUGCACAACGCGGCCCUGGCCCCGACCCUGGUCCCCCUGGUCAUGCGCCUGGUGGCGAGCCAGAGCCCCGAGGAGGCGGCGGAGGUGACGCUGCCCGCGCUGCGGCCGCUGGCCAGGGGCGCGACGGGUGCGACCCUGGGCGCGCUGGUGGCGGCCGCACCCGCGCUGCAGGCGGCGCUGCCCAGGGCCGCGGCCGCGGGGCUGGUACCCGGGCUGCUCGCGCGCGGCAUGGCGCCCGAGGCCCCGACGGCGACGGCAGAGACCGCGGCACGCGGCGCGGCGGCCUUGGCCCCGCUGGCCCUGGACUUUGCCGGGCUCAAGGCGCUGGUGGUCCCCGCCGCGCGCGCGCUGUGCCUGUCCACCACCUCCGCCCCCGUGCGCGUUGCCGCGUUCGAGGUGCUGGCGGGUGCCGCGCCGCGGCUGGACGCGGGCGAGGCGGAGGCCACGCUGGCCGUGGCUGCGCGGGUCACCGCCGUGGACCGUAGCGCGCCAAGCGUGGCUGCCGCCGCCGCGCUGGGCGCCGCGCUGGCCCGCCAGCACGGGCCGGACCUGGCCGCGCGCUGCGUGCUGCCCAUGCUCUGCCCGCUGCUGGUGGCGCCCAGCCUCAGCGCGGCGCAGCGCGCCGCGCUCAUGCGCGCCGUGCGCGAGCUCCUCGCCGUCGUGGAGGGCGCCACCGACAAGCCUAAAAUGACCCUCGAGGCCCAGUACGCGCAUUGA